AUAAACUACAACAACGGAUCUUAAAAUGGUCUGGCAUCACAUUUUUGAUUUCAUUCAUUUUCAGUCUAUACUUGCACCAGUAGGGGAAAAAAGAUAAUCGAAGAUGGCAAAAGGCCCUGGUCUCUACUCAGAUAUCGGCAAGAAGGCCAGAGAUCUUCUGUAUAGGGAUUUCCAGAGUGAUCAUAUGUUCGCUCUCACUACCAGCACUCAAAAUGGAAUGAUAAUCACUCCAUCAGCACUGAAAACAGGUGACUUGCUUCUGGCGGACUUGAGUACCCAGAUAAAGAGCAAAAAUGUUUUAACUGAUUUAAAAGUGGACACCGCCUCUAAUAUAAUGACAACCAUUACUAUUGAUGAACCUGCUCCUGGAAUCAAGUCAAUAUUCACUUUUGCAGUUCCUGAUCAAAGUUCUGGAAAGGUGGAACUCCAGUAUUUCCAUGAGAAUGCUGGAAUAAGUACCAGCAUUGGGCUGAAAGCUGUUCCAGUUAUCAGUUUUUCUGGUGUAGCCGGGGACGACAGACUUACACUUGGAACUGAUAUUUCAUUUGACACUGCCACGAGAAAAUUUGUCAAAUGCAAUGCCGGAUUAAAUUUCUCCUCAUCCGACCUCAUUGCUUCUUUGUCACUGAACGACAAAGGUGACACUCUCACCGGUUCCUACAUCCACACAGUAAGCCCAUUGACCAACACAGCUGCCGGGGCAGAAUUCAGCCAUUGCUUCUCAAGCAACGAAAACACUCUCACCAUUGGCACGCAGCAUGCAUUAGAUCCACUCACCACCGUGAAGGCCAAAGUGAACAACUAUGGAAAAGCAAGCGGUGCAAUCCAGCAUAUAUGGCGUCAAAAGGCCAUUGUUACAAUUUCAGGUGAAGUGGAUGUCAUGGCAAUUGACAAGAGUGCUAAAGUAGGACUCUGUUUGAUCCUGAUGCCAUGAAAUCGGUGCUGAGGUUUCACCUUAAUUCUUGUAUGGUGCAGAAAAAUAAGUAGCUUAAAUGGCAUUCAUAGUACAGGAUAAGUCAUCUGUCAAGAGAACUUUUGUUUUGUUAGUUUGAUGGCAUUGUGUUUUCAAGUACCUUGGCGUCAAUGUUAAUGAUAAAUUACAGUUGUAGGCAGGAGCCAGAUUCAU
Messenger RNA from Daucus carota subsp. sativus, 1126 nucleotides. Its product is annotated as mitochondrial outer membrane protein porin of 36 kDa. Gene Ontology annotation, molecular function: voltage-gated monoatomic anion channel activity. Lineage: Eukaryota; Viridiplantae; Streptophyta; Magnoliopsida; Apiales; Apiaceae. The transcript is spliced from 6 exons. The coding region runs from base 104 to 934 and encodes 276 amino acids. Gene Ontology annotation, biological process: monoatomic anion transmembrane transport. Gene Ontology annotation, cellular component: mitochondrial outer membrane. The record is from RefSeq and is a predicted model, not a curated record.